Messenger RNA from Lepus europaeus (European hare), 2883 nucleotides. RefSeq names its product testis associated actin remodelling kinase 2 (gene TESK2). Lineage: Eukaryota; Metazoa; Chordata; Mammalia; Lagomorpha; Leporidae. The transcript is spliced from 11 exons. Gene Ontology annotation, molecular function: protein serine/threonine kinase activity; ATP binding. Bases 385 to 2106 code for a protein of 573 amino acids. Gene Ontology annotation, biological process: actin cytoskeleton organization; protein phosphorylation. Gene Ontology annotation, cellular component: nucleus; cytoplasm. The record is from RefSeq and is a predicted model, not a curated record.
CCUAGCGGAGGUUCCAGCUGCCUGCUUGGGCUGGCUGGUGGGGUCUUCCUCCGGGACCCGCCAGGGAGGCGGGGGAGCGGCCCCGACUGCGGGGCCAUGGCAGUUGCCUCCUCCUUCUCUGCCGCUGCUAGUGCCCCCGAAUCGCCGGCUUCUGCGCGAGGUGCCCCGACCGCCUCUGCUGGCUAAGGAGCCGCUGCCGCCACCGAGCUGUGAGGGCUACUAUGCUCCCUCCUUGCCGCCGCCUUCCCGUCCCGCCCGCGCCGGCACCCCUCUGGCUGCUCAGUCCCGCCUCAGUGUCAAACCAGAAGAGAAGCAAAAUUCAACAAAAAUUUAUUAUGUCUGGAGUUUCUUUUUAAAAGAAGAAAGAAAGUGAUUAUUGAGACUAUGGAUCGGAGCAAACGGAAUUCAAUUGCAGGAUUUCCUCCACGCGUGGAACGUCUUGAAGAGUUUGAAGGAGGUGGAGGAGGGGAUGGAAACAUGACCCAGAUGGGAAGAGUUUGGCCAUCUUCAUACCGAGCUCUUAUAGGUGCGUUCUCCAGACUGACGCGUUUGGAUGAUUUUACCUGUGAAAAAAUAGGAUCUGGCUUCUUCUCUGAAGUUUUCAAGGUGCGCCACCGAGCUUCGGGUCAGGUGAUGGCUCUUAAGAUGAAUACCUUGAGCAGUAACCGAGCAAAUAUGCUGAAAGAAGUACAGCUCAUGAAUAGACUCUCUCAUCCCAACAUCCUUAGGUUCAUGGGUGUAUGUGUUCAUCAAGGACAGUUGCAUGCACUUACAGAGUAUAUCAACUCCGGGAACCUGGAACAGUUGCUAGACAGUAACCUGCAUUUGCCCUGGACUGUGAGGGUGAAACUAGCCUAUGACAUAGCAGUGGGUCUCAGCUACCUUCACCUCAAAGGCAUUUUUCAUCGGGAUCUCACAUCCAAGAACUGCUUGAUAAAAAGAGAUGAGAAUGGUUACUCUGCAGUGGUGGCUGACUUUGGCCUGGCUGAGAAGAUCCCUGAUGUCAGCACGGGGAGUGAGAAGCUGGCUGUGGUGGGAUCUCCUUUUUGGAUGGCACCGGAGGUUCUGAGAGAUGAGCCCUAUAACGAAAAGGCGGACGUGUUCUCUUAUGGUAUCAUCCUCUGCGAGAUCAUCGCCCGCAUCCAGGCUGAUCCGGACUAUCUUCCCCGCACAGAGAAUUUCGGGCUGGACUAUGACGCUUUCCAGCAUAUGGUGGGAGACUGUCCCCCAGAAUUCCUGCAGCUCACCUUCAACUGCUGUAACAUGGACCCCAAACUGCGCCCAUCCUUUGUGGAGAUUGGGAAGACCCUCGAGGAAAUUCUGAGCCACUUACAGGAGGAAGAACCAGAGGACAGAAAGCUGCAGCCCACAGCCAAGGGACUCCUAGAGAAAGUACCUGGGGUAAAGCGACUAAGCUCACUGGAUGAUAAGAUCCCUCACAAGUCACCACGCCCAAGCCCAAGACGUACUGUUUGGCUAUCUCGAAGCCGUUCAGACAUCUUCUCUCAUAAACCCCCACAUACAGUGAGCGUCUUGGACCCUUAUUACCGGCCACAGCGAGAUGGUGCUUCCCGCAUCCCCAAAGUCAACCCCUUCAGUGCACGCCAGGACCUCAAGGGUGGCAAGAUCAAGUUAUUUGACCUGCCAAGCAAGUCUGUCAUCUCCCUGGUAUUUGACCUGGAUGCACCAGGGCCUGGAACCAUGCCCCUGGCUGACUGGCAGGAACCUUUCGCUCUACCAGCUCGUCGGUCAUGUUCUUUGCCUGGUUCGCCUGAGUUCUUGCAUCGAGAGGCCUGUCCAUUUGUGGGCCGAGAAGAAUCGCUAUCUGAUGGGCCCCCACCACGCCUCAGUAGUCUCAAGUACAGAGUAAGAGAGAUCCCACCAUUCCAGGCAUCUGCUCUACCAGCUGCUCUGGCCCAUGAAGCCAUGGACUGCUCCGAUCCCCAAGAAGAAAAUGGUUUUGGGCCCAGGCCCCAAGGGACCAGACCAUGCCAUGGAGGUGCCUCUGAAGAGAUGGAGGUAGAACAACGGCCAAGAGGCUUGGCUCCAGGACCCCUCCCUGUCUCAAGCAUGGGCCUGAAAAGCCAGGGAGAGCAGGAUGCAUGAGGGGGCUUAGUCCCUGUCUCACCUUGGGGAUGAACCUUCAGCUGAAGCUGUAGGGCCUCCUUGGUGCCCAGCCUCUACCCUUCCCCACAGCCCAUAGAGCACCAGGCUAGGCUAAGCCAGACUCAACUACUGAACUCCCAAAACCCAAAGGCUGUGUAGGAAGGGAGGCAGCAGUGAGAGGUGUUCCUAGUUAGGGCCAACAGCUGAUACCAAGCCUCUGAAAUCCAGCAAGGAGCUCUGGUUCCCACCUGACCUUCCAGUAUACUUCCCCACAUAGGACCAGGACUCCUAAUUCUAGGCUAAGCUGGCAGGCAGUUAUUACCCCAGUUCAUCCAUCCGAGGUCUUGCUCCUCCUUGGGGCACAUAAGCUACUGGAUGGAACCUGGAACUAACCAGAUGGCCAUAAAGGCCAUGACUGUUUCUCAGACUGAAGACUGGGGUGCUUCUUGCCAGUACGUCUAAGACACUUGAAUAAUUGCUGUUUGCACUUACUGCAUGAUCAGACCACAUCACUACAUUUCUAUGCAAUGGGAAGGCAAGACGGCAUGGUGGUCAUGGCUCUUAGCUAACCUAUUCAAAGAUCUUUUCCAGUUGAUUAGUCUAUUUCUGUAUUUAUAACGGAGUCUUAAUGUUCUGCCUCAUAAGACUUUCAACCUUUUGGUUGGGAGUGGGGCUGGUUAUGUAGGCCCCAGGGCCUGCUCUAUGUAUUUGUCAAUAUGUGAUACAGCCAGUUGGUUAAAUGGUUUAUACAUAGACUGAUUUUCUUCCCUUCCUGCU